This is a messenger RNA of Ipomoea nil (Japanese morning glory), 708 nucleotides long. RefSeq lists its product as uncharacterized. The record is from RefSeq and is a predicted model, not a curated record. The coding region runs from base 1 to 708 and encodes 235 amino acids. The transcript has a single exon. NCBI's taxonomy places the organism in Eukaryota, Viridiplantae, Streptophyta, Magnoliopsida, Solanales, Convolvulaceae.
AUGGAUGUUCUGAGCCCAUGCUCGACUCCCAGGAGAUCGAAGAAAUCCGGGAGAGACAGCAACAACAACAAGAACCCGUACGCUAAUCGCGGCCUCGACAAGUUUUCUGCUCUCCUGGCUGAUCUCGAAGGCAAGAAACAGAAAAUCUACACGCAGGUUGGGGCCGAGGAUAUCUCCAUCGUCCGCUUCGUCUUUCCGGCCAACUCCGACGACGUUAAGCCGAUCGUCGUCAAGUUUAAGGGGAAGAAAGAAAGCGCGGGGAGAGAUGAAAAUCAUGCCGCGAAAACUGGGGGCUCGCCGGAGAAGGUGGAAGUUGAGAAGCGUGUAAUGCAGUCAUCGUCGAAUGAUCAGAAAGAGGAGAAGAAGCUUUCUAAGAGCGUUUCUUGGAAAGUGGAUAUGAAGUGGGAGGAUUUGAAGAAGCCCAGAUUUUACAUGCCAUUGACGAUAGUAUUGAUUCUUGUUUUCUUGGCUAUUUAUGGAAGGACGUUUGCGAUUUUGUGCACCUCUAUUGGGUGGUACGUAAUCCCGACCAUUAAAGGUAAAAACUCGAGUUCGAGUUCGAGUUUCAAUUCCAGAAAUAAGCCACAAAGAAAGAAGGAAUAUACAAGAAGAUUCAGUGAGAAAAAUAUUAGUACCCCAAAGAGAGAUGGUUCAACUUCUCCAAAGAGUGUGUUAACUGGACAUCAUGCUCAUAGGAAAAGCUUUUGA